Messenger RNA from Geodia barretti, 194 nucleotides. Lineage: Eukaryota; Metazoa; Porifera; Demospongiae; Tetractinellida; Geodiidae. The record is from the annotation of a GenBank genome assembly.
AUCCUGGUGCAUAUUGGAAUCCUUCGUUUCUUAAGUAAGGAUCAGCAAACCAUGCCAUUACUGUUACUUGACUGUCAUGACAAGUGAAAGUGAUGUUGACAUUGGGACAGAAAUGACCAGUUGGUGGCUCCAAACAUGGCUGUCCACUGACACUAUCUUUUGGCAAAAGUUCACUUAGGAGAAGAAGAAAUGAU